CCAAACUUCUCACAAUCACAUUUUCUCCACCACAUUGAAAGGAAUUUGAGUUAGGACGUUACCCGUGGAAUUUUGAUCUCUACGCAAACAAUCAAUUCUAAGAAAUUUCACCCAUCACAUUUUCAGCCAAAACACUCCUAUACAACACAGUACCCUUCAUAACUUAGCUCUCAUCAUGGUCCGUAUUAUUACCAGGCAUUCAUACACUUAACUAACAAUUUUGCAGGUCAGCGCAAAAGGGCAAAACUGGGAGAACUAUAAGAAGGUACAAGUCAUUCCUCAGGUUUGUCAGGACUCUUUUCUAAUAAGUUCUUAGGACUUUGCGGACGACGAGGUUGAAGAGAAGAAGAUCACACCUUUAUCAGAUGAGUAAGGUUAUCCAGGUCAUCGCAUCAUCACAGCACCUAACGCGAUCAUAGAGAUAUUCAAGUCCUAAAAACCUAUGGCGCAGCUCCCUAUGGUGCGGCGCUGAAGAAACUCGAACAACAGAUCAAGGAGAAGCAAACAAGUGUAAAUGAGAAGAUUGGCGUAAAGGUAGGGCUUUAGGAGAUACAACGUGUAUGGAUAUGACCUAAAUCUUCAUCAGGAAUCAGAUACUGGUUUAGCGCCACCUCAUUUGUGGGAUAUAGCUGCAGACAGACAACGAAUGUCAGAAGAGCAACCUUUACAAGUCGCAAGAUGUACGAAGAUUAUUCAAGACGAGAAGGACACGGAAAAGAGCAAAUAUGUCAUCAACGUUAAGCAAAUUGCGAAAUUCGUUGUAAAUCUUGGCGAACGUGUCAGUCCUACGGAUAUUGAGGAAGGAAUGAGAGUUGGGUAUGGCAAAUGCAUUCUCAAUAAUCUACAAAGCUAAUUUAUCUCGAAUAGUGUCGAUCGCAACAAGUACCAAAUUUUAUUACCAUUACCACCGAAGAUUGAUGCCAGCGUUACGAUGAUGACAGUUGAGGAGAAGCCGGAUGUUACAUACGGUGAUGUUGGAGGUUGCAAGGAACAGGUUGAAAAGCUACGAGAAGUCGUCGAAAUGCCACUGCUAUCACCAGAACGAUUCGUCAACCUUGGUAUCGACCCACCUAAGGGUGCUUUGCUUUAUGGUCCUCCAGGAACUGGAAAAACUCUCUGCGCCAGAGCUGUCGCAAACAGGACUGAUGCUACAUUUAUUAGAGUCAUUGGUAGUGAAUUGGUACAAAAGUAUGUUGGAGAGGGUGCUAGAAUGGUUCGUGAAUUAUUCGAAAUGGCGAGGACGAAGAAGGCAUGUAUUAUUUUCUUCGAUGAAAUUGAUGCUGUUGGAGGCGCUCGUUUCGAUGAUGGUGCUGGAGGAGACAAUGAAGUACAACGAACUAUGUUGGAGUUGAUUACCCAACUCGAUGGUUUCGAUGCGAGAGGAAACAUUAAGGUCAUGUUCGCCACCAACAGACCUUCCACCCUGGAUCCUGCAUUGAUGAGACCUGGACGUAUCGACAGAAAAAUAGAAUUUUCGCUACCAGAUCUCGAAGGAAGAGCAAAUAUUCUCAGGAUUCACGCUAAGAGUAUGUCUGUCGAGAGAGACAUCAGAUGGGAAUUGAUUUCACGUCUUUGCCCCAACUCUACUGGUGCCGAACUUCGAAGUGUCUGUACAGAGGCGGGAAUGUUCGCUAUUCGUGCUAGAAGAAAGGUCGCAACAGAAAAGGAUUUCUUGAGCGCGGUUGACAAGGUCAUCAAGGGCAACUUGAAGUUUAAUUCCACUGCCACUUAUAUGCAAUACAACUAGAGGUCUAUCAAAGACUGGAGGGAUGUAUAUUAGCUGGCGUUGGUGUAUAAGAUAGCAUUAAUGCAGAAAUCCAUGAUCACUCCAUUAUUGGCGGUACGUGUUUUCCAAAAUUUGCGUAAUAAAGCCAUAUAAUGUUUCCGCCCGUCAUCUUUGCUAGCAACUGCAAUAAUUCUAUUCGUUGGUCACGCUGUUACUUUUGAUAUCACUGGUUAGUUUGGUUUUAUAUAAAGUUUAAAGACAUCGCAAUUCUGCUUAAUUCACGCAAGGAAGUUGAGGUCUCAUUCUCGUCAACUUGAGCAUUGAGAAAUGUAGGGUCCGUUCAUGAUGC
Sclerotinia trifoliorum is the source of this 2075-nucleotide messenger RNA. Lineage: Eukaryota; Fungi; Ascomycota; Leotiomycetes; Helotiales; Sclerotiniaceae. The record is from the annotation of a GenBank genome assembly.